CCAACAUAAGCAGAAAAUAGAGUGUGAAGUUCACAGCUAGAGAGAAAGCAAUACAGAGAGAAAGUACAGCUAGAAAAUCAGAUAUAUAUUCAGAUUUUAGAGGCAGCCAUGAAGGACAUGAUUCUUGAAUCCCUUUUACAAGCAGCAUUCAAAGAUUAUUUACAUAAGGAGGUCCCAAAAUUUAAAAAGCCCUACAUAGAAGAGGAGAAGAAUGUUGAAAUCCAAGAGAAUGAAGGACAUGUGAACCUCGACAUCACUAAGUGCUUCGGGGAGACACGUGCCAAUUUGUCUAAAACUAUUGCAAAAUAUGAAGUGAUGUUGAACCAAAACAAAUCGCGUUGUUUAGGCUUCCCUGUUAAUCAGGAAAUUAACUAUGACGCAUUGACACCGUUGUUGCGCUACCACUUAAACAAUGCUGGAGAUCCAUUUCUCGGAAGCGGUUAUGGUCAAAAUUCAGUAGAAUUUGAAGUUUGUGUGCUUGAUUGGUUUGCCAAACUAUGGCAGAUGGAGAAGGGCGAGUAUUGGGGAUAUGUUACAACAGGUGGAACUGAAGGAAAUUUACAUGGAAUUUUAAUGGGGAGGGAAAAAUUUCAAGACGGAAUUUUAUAUACAUCACAAAACUCGCAUUAUUCGUUAUUCAAAAUAGCGAUGAUGUACAGAAUGCAAUGUGUAAAGGUCAACACUUUGAUUUCGGGUGAGAUAGAUUGUGCUCAUUUCAAGAGCUUACUUCUAUCUCACAAGGACAAACCAGCCAUCGUCAACCUAAACAUAGGAACAACUAUGAAAGGAGCAAUUGAUGACAUUGAUCUCGUAAUACAAACAUUAGAGGAAUGUGGAUUUCCUCGUGAUCGAUUCUAUAUUCAUUGUGAUGGAGCUCUAUCCGGAAUAAUGUUGCCGUUUCUUAAACAAGCUCCAAGGAUUAACUUCAAGAAGCCCAUUGGAAGUAUAUCUAUUUCCGGCCAUAAGUUCUUGGGAUGCCCAAUUCCUUGUGGUGUUAUAUUAACACGUUCAGAACACGUCAAUGCUCUAGCUAGAGACGUUGAAUAUAUUGAAUCAAGGGAUGUCACAAUCACAGGCAGCCGUUGUGGGCUUGCGCCAAUUUUCCUUUGGUAUGCUCUCCAAGAAAGAGGUUUAAUAGGACUUAAGAGAGAAGCGCAAAUGUGCAUCACAAAUGCACGCUAUUUGCUGGAUAAACUUCAUGGUAAUAGUAUUGGUGCAAUGCGAAAUGAGUUUAGCAAUACCGUUGUAUUUGAAAGGCCUCAAGAUGAUGACUUUGUGCGAAAGUGGAAUUUGUCUUGUGAAGGAAAUGUUGCACAUGUGGUUGUGAUGCAACAUGUCACUACUGAAAUGCUAGACUCAUUUGUUAGUGAACUAGUUAACAAACGGUCUGUUUGGUUUCAAGAUGGACUGAGAAAGUCUCCCUGCAUUGCGAACAACAUUGGAGAUAAAAAUUGUGCUUGUACAUCGCAUAAUUCAUUUUGAGGGUGGGAGGAAUGCUCUGAACAGAUAUAAAUAUGAUCAUGCUAUUAUAAUUGACAAGAUGGAUAUACUCUUCAAUCAUUACAAAGAUUUAUAAAUUUUUCCAAA
Lotus japonicus is the source of this 1587-nucleotide messenger RNA. RefSeq names its product serine decarboxylase 1-like. The record is from RefSeq and is a predicted model, not a curated record. The transcript is spliced from 6 exons. Gene Ontology annotation, molecular function: carboxy-lyase activity; pyridoxal phosphate binding. Gene Ontology annotation, biological process: carboxylic acid metabolic process. NCBI's taxonomy places the organism in Eukaryota, Viridiplantae, Streptophyta, Magnoliopsida, Fabales, Fabaceae. Bases 109 to 1482 code for a protein of 457 amino acids.